UCCCCGCCGCUGUGUGUGUGCGGGGCUGUGCCGGGGGUGCGGGAGCCAAAGUGCCGGUCAGUGAUGGAGCCGCUGCCAUGACAACCCCGGGAAAUCAGCCUCCGCGCCGCCCAGGGAUGCUGCCGACCGGCGCUGGGAUGCUGCUGCCGCCGCCACCCCGAGCUCCGGCCGCCCCUCGCUUCGUCUGAGAGCAGCCUCCCACCCCCGAGCCCCCCGGCUUGGGGCGGGUGUCCGUACACCCCCUCUCCGGAGCCGAGGAGCAGCGAGACCCUCUCUGUCAGCUGGCAUCCCAUCGCCUGCAGCUCCGCGGGGAAGUUUCGAUCUUGCGACAGAAUCGGCAUUUUGGGGAGCUUUUGGGUGUUUUUUUCCCGUUUCCCCCUCUGUUACUUACAGAAGGCAGCAGCAGCCGGCGAGCAGCCUGGCCCCGGCCCCUUUGCUGCCCCAGCCUCUUUUCACGGCCGCCCUCCCCUUCUGCUGCCACAGACACUUACGUUUCCUCCUUGGGUUAUAAACUUUUGAUGCCAGAUCUCCGCAGCGCCUGCCCAACUGAAUCUUAAAGAGUGCCCGUGCGCAGCGGAGAUGCCACCUUCCCCAAAGCUAUGGACAACGUGACUGUGCGGCAAGGGGAGAGUGCCACGCUCAGGUGUACCGUGGAUGAGCGGGUGACGCGGGUGGCGUGGUUGAACCGCAGCACCAUCCUGUACGCCGGCAAUGACAAGUGGUCCAUAGACAACCGCGUGGUCAUCGUCUCCAACACCAAGACCCAGUACAGCAUCAAGAUACACAACGUGGAUGUGUACGAUGAGGGCCCCUACACCUGCUCCGUGCAGACAGACAAUCACCCCAAGACUUCACGUGUCCACCUCAUCGUGCAAGUCCCCCCCCAGAUCGUCAACAUCUCCUCGGACAUCACCGUGAACGAGGGCAGCAGCGUGACCCUCAUGUGCCUGGCCUUCGGCAGACCGGAGCCCACCGUCACGUGGCGGCACCUCUCUGGCAAAGGGCAGGGCUUUGUGAGCGAGGACGAGUACCUGGAGAUCACAGGCAUCACGCGGGAGCAGUCCGGGGAGUACGAGUGCAGCGCCGUCAACGACGUGGCCGUGCCCGACGUGCGGAAAGUCAGAGUCACUGUCAACUACCCACCGUACAUCUCCAAUGCCAAGAACACAGGAGCCUCGGUGGGCCAGAAGGGCAUCCUGCAGUGCGAGGCCUCGGCUGUCCCGGUGGCAGAGUUUCAGUGGUUCAAGGAGGACACCAGGUUAGCAAACGGGCUGGAGGGCGUCAGGAUCGAGAGCAAGGGCCGCCUGUCAACGCUGACCUUCUUCAACGUCUCAGAGAAGGACUACGGCAACUACACCUGCGUGGCCACCAACAAGCUGGGCAACACCAACGCCAGCAUCAUCCUCUAUGGCCCCGGAGCAGUGCAUGACGGCGGCAACGCAGCAUCCCGGGCAGCCGCCGGCCUCUGCCUCUGGGCUGCCCUCCUCGCUCGCCUCCUCCUCGACUUUUGAUAAGGGAGCGGAGGGUCCCGGGAGGCCCCAGUGCGCCUCUCCCCCGCCGCAGGCUCAGCCCGCCCCGCCGCCCGGGGACUCCGUCGGACGGGCGAUGGACCGGAGGACCGGCGCCAUCGUCAAGCGUCCGAGGAUGGCUCCGUCUCCCACGUGCCGGGACCGCUCUCGCCGCCGGUUACGCUGUACAGACCCCACCACGUGCCACCAGACUGUCGCCCGCGCCCCCGUCGCAGGGAUGCGGCCCGGGCGGGCGGGGCUGCCCGUGGCCACCUCGUCUCCACCGUGAGGGGGCACGGAGCUGUGGGAGCAGGGGCCACCCGGAGCCGUCGCCGGGGAUAUCUGUCUCAUCAUCUCGCUAAGCCGCCUAUGCCCAAAAAGACCCCAAGGUUGGAGCCCCCUGGCUCUGCCUUCAGCCCUCUUGGUCCUGAAUGUCAGUUCUCGCCGCCAAAGCUCCUUCCUCAGCACCCCUGAUGUCGCUGACCCCCUGUCACCUGGCCUCGCCUCUGCUUCCACGCCCUUUCUGAGAGGGGCACCCAGCACAACUGGCUGUCCUUCAAGGGGCAUGGACCUCCUGCUGCUUGUUAUCCCAGCUAACAACAGGUCCCACCUCCCCACAGUCCACCUUGCCAUCCUGGCAACACAGGGCUGCUCUGCCACAACUGUGAGGACCUGCAGACCACCAGUAGCCCUCAAGUGGACAAGAGCCUUCCCACCAUCCUGGACACUGAGAUGCCCUGGCUCAACACAUUGGGUAGUUGAGCCAUUGCCUUUCCUCACUCCAGACCCCCUUCUGCUCUGCUGCUGCCCUUCUGAUGUCCUUUUGGCUCUUGCCCUGAUGUGCUGAUGGCACUUGUCAUGGAGAUUUCUCCAGGCUGGAUUUCCAAGCACUUUCUGACCUGCACAUCAAAAGCACAGCACCACCAACACCAGGCGGAGGCAAUGAGUGACACAACAAACCCAAAACUCCAAGUGAUAAGAUCCUUUUGCUAUGUCUCAGAUGCUCAUGGCCAUCUGCACACUCCCAGCCUCAAGGUUUGCACCUUGACCACUCCAUGCCUUGCUGGUCCAUCUCUUGGCAUGACCUCCCCAUACUGUUCAGCCAAGCAUCUCUGCCUCCCCAGAGGAUAGAAAAACCACAGAAGCCAACCCUGAGCUGCAACAUCCACGCUUUGCCUUUUCUCACACCUGCCACAUGCUCCUGUCCAAGGAGAGUCUGAUGCAUUCAACCCUGCAGAGAAGGGCUCAGACUCUGCCCUCUGCUUCCUCCAGCCACCCUGGAGCUUCUGCACCCUUCUCCGCUGCUCAGCACAGCAGCAGCCAGAUCAUCUUUCUAUGCAGAGAACUGCAUGCCCAACAGCACCCUGUGCCAUGUCCUCUCCCACUGGUUACCCAGGAGAAGCCCUGAGGCUUCCUGAUGCUCCAUGUCUGCCCAGGAAUGUUUUGGGGCCACUGUCCAGGGACAGACCCUCCUGUCCUCCUCCUGGAAAGUCACGCACAGUGCCAGACCCUGUGCUUGUCACAGGGAGCCACACUCUACAGCGACACGCUGAGCAAGCACACACAGCAGCUCCCUGUCUCCACCCAGCGCCUCCCUGUGCCUUGCCCCUCGUCUUCCUCUCUUCUUGAUAUGGUUUAAGAGCAAUGGUCUCCCUCACACACCGUCCUUCCCAUGCCAACUCUACUGCUGCCAAAACCUUCUUGCCCUGCUGUCCUGUGUUCUGUGGCUGUGAGGAACCUGGGGCUGAUGGUCCUUGGUGCACAAGAUAGGAAAAAAUCCAGCCCCUGCCCACAAGGCGCAUCACCCCAACCCCAGUGCAGCCAUGACCCUCCCUCAUCCCUGCUCUCAGUGAGGCACCUGGGACGGGCACUGGAGGUCACAAGGCUGUCACAGUAAGAAGCUACAGCUACAAAAUCUCUAUGGAUGCUCCUGCCCCCUCAUCCUGGAUGUUCAACCAGUAUGUACCACAGCUGACUGACACAGUAACUCAUGACUGGAGGUGGAGGGCUGCUCUGGCACAGACCCAGCACAUUGGCUUACCUGACUGGUGGGGAUCGGCAUGGCACGGCGCUGACCAGGCAAGUCCAUGUCUUGUGGUCCCUGAGGUGCUGCUGUGCCCCUUCUCCACCGGCAUCCCAGAAGGUGGCACCUUCUGGCCCUGGGCACUGCUACAGAGCAGGAAUGCCACUGUCUUCAGCCAGCACAGGGACACACACACAUAUCCUUCCCCUUGUGCCCACUCCAAAAGUACCCUUGGGGCAUAGGAGACUCCUCUCCUCAACACCUUGCCUGGUCUGUGCCUCCCCUGCACCUCACCAUCUCCCUGUGCCAGCCUCAGAUUUCUCUCUCCUCGGCAAACUAGCUCUGAAUACACAGGGCCAGAGGCUGUGGUGUAUUGGAGAGAGGGGACAAUGAUGAGAUGCCACAGACAUGCACUGCAGGAGGCAGACCUGGCACCGGGCCUGCCCCUGCCUGUCCUUCUCCUCCUCGGCUCUACUCUGCUCCCCUGCCCUCCUCCACCAGGAUGGCAUUCAACUUUCUUGUGCCAUGUAACGUGCCAUUGUGAGGAACGUGUUGGCUGUCUGAGGCCGGCCCUGCCGUAGCUUGGCAGGGAGGUGAACCCCAUUCAGAUGCUCGGGGGAUGGCACCCGGGGCUUGGGGGAAGGAGGGGGCGAUGCUCUCGGGUCCCUCGUGCCGACGGCCGGUCUCCAGUGUCCGUCGAUCAUUGUAUUCCAGGGGUGGCUCUACUACCUGAGAUUGUGCAUGUUACAUUGUAGUUGUAACCUUUUCUAAUGCGGCAAGAGUAAGAGAUGGUUGUGAUUGUGCAGUGUAUCAAUAAAGUUUGACGAACUUUGUA
Pogoniulus pusillus (Red-fronted tinkerbird) is the source of this 4366-nucleotide messenger RNA. RefSeq names its product opioid binding protein/cell adhesion molecule like (gene OPCML). The record is from RefSeq and is a predicted model, not a curated record. The coding region runs from base 600 to 1511 and encodes 303 amino acids. Lineage: Eukaryota; Metazoa; Chordata; Aves; Piciformes; Lybiidae. The transcript has 8 exons.